AUGACUGAUAGGCCCAUAAUUACCCUCAAGGUGCAAGGAAGAAAAUUUUUAGGGUUACUGGAUACGGGCGCCGAUAAGAGCAUCAUCAGCGAACAAGAGUGGCCUCUGAGAUGGCCCCUAACGCAAGCAAAACAAACACUCAGGGGUUUAGGAAUCGCUCAAAGUCCUGAUCAAAGCGCAGCUACCCUUGAGUGGGAGGAUGACGAAGGCCAUAGGGGAACUUUUCAGCCCUAUGUCUGCAAUAUUCCUAUUUCCCUCUGGGGACGAGACGUUUUGGAACAGAUGAGCGUCCACCUGAUAACUGAAACUAUAUACAGCCCCCAACCAAUAGCUAUGAUGCAGAAAAUGGGAUACACACCAGAAAAAGGGUUAGGGGAACAGGAGCAAGGUAAAAUAGACACCAUCCCUUUCACCUCAGAAUAUAAGGGGCAAGGCCUGGGUUUUCGGUAA
Neogale vison (American mink) is the source of this 450-nucleotide messenger RNA. RefSeq names its product endogenous retrovirus group K member 21 Pro protein-like. Bases 1 to 450 code for a protein of 149 amino acids. Gene Ontology annotation, biological process: proteolysis. Gene Ontology annotation, molecular function: nucleic acid binding; aspartic-type endopeptidase activity. Lineage: Eukaryota; Metazoa; Chordata; Mammalia; Carnivora; Mustelidae. The transcript has a single exon. The record is from RefSeq and is a predicted model, not a curated record.